Molecule: messenger RNA, 522 nt
Organism: Dracunculus medinensis (Guinea worm)
Lineage: Eukaryota; Metazoa; Nematoda; Chromadorea; Rhabditida; Dracunculidae
Source: the annotation of a GenBank genome assembly
AUGUUUGAGAAUAUUGCACGGCUGUUCUUAAUUUUUCAGUAUUUUUCUGGAUAUUUGCGUUUGAACAAUGCGUUUGAACCGAUUUCCUACGAAAUUAAGUCAUGUCAAACUGCAAUUCCUGGUGAUUGUAAUCCAUAUUCAUGUCAAGGCACUUGUGAAGGCAGAUAUCUUCGAUUUUGGGAUAGUUAUUUAAAACUUGAUCGUACGUCUAAAAGCUGUCAAUGUGUACAGGAACCAAUCUGCAGCCUUGUCGGUAUGAAUGCAUAUGCAGGAUGUCGUUCAUAUGAUCAUUUACCUGAAAACGCGCAACGAAUCAUUAGAAUGUGGUCAAUGUCGAAUAAAGAUACGUUGCGAAAAUUCUUGAAGCCGAGGUUCCGUCAAUAUUUUCAUAAAUUACGCCAUUCUCAAUUACUUCAUGGAAAUUCAAGAUUUUGCUGCAAAACGAUCCAAAGUAAAUCGGCAAGAAUUCACUCCUAUCAAUCAUUUAUACUUUUUAUUUUAUAUUUCAAUACAUUAUUGUAG